Messenger RNA from Neoarius graeffei (lesser salmon catfish), 1759 nucleotides. It is a transcript of the gene traf3ip2a, whose product is annotated as TRAF3 interacting protein 2a. The transcript is spliced from 10 exons. The record is from RefSeq and is a predicted model, not a curated record. NCBI's taxonomy places the organism in Eukaryota, Metazoa, Chordata, Actinopteri, Siluriformes, Ariidae. Gene Ontology annotation, biological process: positive regulation of canonical NF-kappaB signal transduction; humoral immune response. The coding region runs from base 192 to 1385 and encodes 397 amino acids.
UUGUGCGUCGAAUUCCUGCUCUCUGUCUCUCUGUGUCUCUGUGUGUGUCAGUCCGGUUUGGUGGGGUAUUCCCCGCAGCUCAGGCUCCGCCUCCAGUUCCUGGAAGAGCUGCAGGCAGGAAACUCUUCCGCGUGCAGGUGAAACCGACACACCUGAGGCAGCAGUUUGGGCGUAAGAGGAUAAGUUGCAGCAUGAUGACGUCAUGUUCCGAAGCGCCCUGUCCUCACCUCAGCCUUCCGGUCGAGAUGGACGAGUCGAUGACAUCAUCGUCUCUGAAUUUGGCCUGGCCGGCAUGUCAGAAGUGUUCGGUGCGUGCUGAUGACAUCACACACCCCAGCAAUUACAUCAUGAUUAGUGAUGACCGAGAGGGCGGAGGCCCAGAUGCCUGUUUGAGAGAUCGUGCAUCGGGGCUUGCACCUCGUGUAGCCACGCCCACACAGCGGGGCGCAUCAGACAUACACCGUCUCCAUGAUCCCCUGGGAGGUAUGGUCCGACUCCACCAAGAGUUCGCUUUGGCGAGGUUUCCUGAAAGAGGUUACAUAAUGGGACACCGGUGGAACGUUCCGAGCGAGGUUGAGGAGAGUCUGGAGCCGCCUCUUCCUCUCCGCUCUGAUGUGGGAGAGAGUCCGAACCGAGUCACUCGACCUGGACCCACACGUUCGCCUCUCUAUGCUGUAGAUCCUCAAUGUCCCAGAUGUCCACCUCCACCUGUAAACAUGCCAUCGCCACCUAACCAAGCCAGACCCGCGGUUCCCGUGGCAACUCCCCAGGGCACCACCGGUGUGAGAGACGCACCUGAUGUGAUGUCGGAGUUGUGCAUUGUUCCCUCUCAGCCAUUCAGGAUGGGCCAUGUCCCGGCACAGGAAAUGAGGCGUACCGUCAGUCUCCCUGACGACUGCAGAACCGUUUUCAUCACGUAUUCCGUGGACGUGGCAGAGGAGAUCUUUCCGUUUGUGACGUUCUUGAUAAAUCAAGGCUUCAGACCUGCUAUUGAUAUUUUUGAUAACGCCGUGCGGCAAAUGGACGUGAACAAGUGGAUGGACGGCUAUUUAAAAGAUAAGUCGGUUUUGAUCAUCAUGGUCAUCAGUCCGAAAUACAAGAUUGACAUCGAGGGCGAUGGAUCAGACCAACACGGACUGCACACCAAAUACAUCCACAGUCAGCUGCAGAAUGAGUUUAUCCAGCAGCGCUGUCUGAAUUUCCGACUCGUCCCUGUUCUCUUCCCCAGCGCUAACCAGAGUCAUGUCCCGUUGUGGUUACAGAGCACUCGUGUGUUUCGGUGGCCUCGCGAUGCUCAGGAUCUGCUGCUACGUUUACUGAGAGAGGAGAGAUACAUCGCUCCCCCGCUUGGCCGCGACCUCACGCUCAGCAUCAAACCACUCUGAGACACACACACACACGUACUCAUUAAUCUUAUGUAAUUAUCAUAUAUAAGGUGAGAAAUGGAUCACAACUAAUGCAUAAUAUUUAUGAAAUAUAAAAAAAGGUAAAAGUAAAUUACAUAAGGAGGGACAGACGAGCACGCUGAGAGAAGUUUUAGGAAACACUUUAUAUUAAAAAAAACCCCACCUGAUCUUGUUGUCUGGAGUUCUGUCCUCUAUUUGAGACGUUUAAAAUCCUAGCCAUGUGCAAUAUUAAAGCAUCAGCUCAAAAUAACGACUGGGGUUUUCUUUUCCACAUUCUCGACUUUUUACUGGGAAGAUUUAUGAUGUAACGACUUUGGCUUUUCAAAUCAAAAUAAAGAUGUAUUUUAAUGAAA